CUGUGCAUUUAGCAAACACAUAUCUCGGAGUAAGUUUCAUUGUUCAUAAAUUAAAAUGUCAUUUCAAACCGCUUUGGUCGCGUCGCUGUUGCUAAUGACAUUUGCUCCGCGAGCAGCGCUCAGCUCUCAACGGCUCUGCGUAAAUAUAGAGAAUAACGACUUCUUGGAACGACCUUCAAACCAACAAGAGCAACUGCAAAGAGUGUACGGAGCUCCUGGGAAAAAGGGACCAAAAGGGGAUGCUGGGCCACCCGGUAAUCGUGGCCCGAAAGGCCCGCCUGGAAAUGUCGAUUAUGAGAAGACAUAUCUUGUGAUGGACGAAAAGAUUAACGCAGCAAUUCGCAAAGUCCGGUCAGAAAUGAAACGAGACAUGAAAAAGAUUGAAGACAAGUUACUACAGGAGAAUAAAAUCCUUAAAGCCAAAAUAGACGGGUUUUGCAAUGUUGAAUACCAGAAUUCUUGUUAUUGGAUUCACCUCGGCAACCGGCCUAUGGAUAUUAAUCAAGCCUCUACUUUUUGUGAAGAAAGACACUCCUCGAUAGCUGACAUAUUGGACGAAGAUCACUACACUUUACUAAUGGAAAAAAUUCGAUCUAUGUUGCCGAAAAACCGCUCAUCUGUUGAUGUAUGGAUCGGUACACAGCUGGAUCAGACUGGAAUCACAUUCUGGAACUGGUAUCCCAAGUACCCGUCUGAUCGCUCUGAAUCGCCAAAUAUCUCGAUCCGCAUCAGGAAAGACAAGAAAGACUCGAAACAAGGAAUGAGAAACCAUCCAAACUCAGCCGCCUUCAGUGACGUUAUUUGCAAAUUUAUAGGAAAUUAG
Styela clava is the source of this 823-nucleotide messenger RNA. RefSeq lists its product as uncharacterized. Lineage: Eukaryota; Metazoa; Chordata; Ascidiacea; Stolidobranchia; Styelidae. The record is from RefSeq and is a predicted model, not a curated record.